Centropristis striata (black sea bass) is the source of this 2329-nucleotide messenger RNA. Its product is annotated as choline transporter-like protein 5-A. The record is from RefSeq and is a predicted model, not a curated record. Gene Ontology annotation, biological process: transmembrane transport. The transcript is spliced from 20 exons. Gene Ontology annotation, molecular function: transmembrane transporter activity. The coding region runs from base 1 to 2067 and encodes 688 amino acids. Gene Ontology annotation, cellular component: membrane. NCBI's taxonomy places the organism in Eukaryota, Metazoa, Chordata, Actinopteri, Perciformes, Serranidae.
AUGGCGCCCCAGCGGUACAUCCCGAGCAGCUCAGCCGCGAUUCACAGCGUGACAGCCGCGGGAGCCGCUCCGCCAGGUCCCUACUACGCCUGGUUACAUGGGGACCCCAAGAAGGUACUCCAUCCAACAGACAGCUAUGGGCAGUUCUGUGGUCAGCAGGGGACCUCCAAUGCGAAGAAACCCAUCUUAUUCUACUUCAACAUCAUGAAAUGUGCCAACCCAGCCAUACUCAUCAACCUGCAAUGCCCCACCACUCAGAUGUGUGUGUCAAAAUGCCCAGACAAGUUUUCCACCUACACUGAGAUGCAGCUGCAAAACAAAUUCAGCAGGACUUCCUGGGAAUAUUACAGACAGUUCUGUAGGCCGGGCUUUAAUAAUCCUGACAAGCCAGUGUCUCAGGUUCUACGAGACGAGGACUGUCCCUCCAUGAUUGUUCCCAGUAGACCAUUUCUCCAGAGAUGUCUACCAGACUUCAUCACUCUGAAUGGGACUGUGACUGUAGCGAACAAAACCAGCUUUAAAGACGCUCUGGAGAUGCCCCUCAGUGUUACAGAACUCCAACAUGCUGCCAGGGGUAUAACAGGACUAGUGGACACGAAGGAGCUGGGCAUGAAGAUAGUGGAGGAUUACGCCAAGUCAUGGUCAUGGAUCCUCAUAGGUCUGCUGAUAUCCCUGGCUGUCAGUCUGGUCUUCAUCCUGCUGCUGAGGUUCACAGCUGGGCUGCUGCUGUGGGCCACCGUCAUCACUGUCGUCCUGCUGCUGGCCUACGGUAUGUGGUAUUGCUCCAUGGAGUUGUCCCAGCUGAGACAGAGACCAGGCUCUGAUGUUGCCAUAAUAGAAGUGGGCCUGCACACAGACCUGCAGGUCUAUCUCCAGCUCACACAGACAUGGAUCAUAUUUUUGGUGUCUCUGGGAGUGACAGAAGUCUCCAUCUUAUUGAUGCUGAUCUUCUUAAGGAGAAGAGUGCAGGUGGCCAUCGCUCUGCUCAGAGAGGCCAGCAAAGCCAUAGGUCACAUCACAUCCACACUAUUCUUUCCAGUCGUCACCUUUGUCUUGUUGACUGUUUGCAUCUCCUACUGGGCGGUUACUGCUCUUUACCUAGCGUCUUCAGGUGAAGCCGUCUACAAAGUGAUGUCUCCUGACGGGACGUGUCCUUACACCAACAGAACCUGCAACCCAGAGGCCUUUAACAGAAGCAACAUCUCCACAUCAGCCUCAUGUCUGGGUUCUCACUGUCUGUUCGCCUUCUACGGUGGGGAGACGUCCUACCACCGAUACCUCUUCCUGCUGCAGCUGUCCAACCUGCUGCUAUUCCUCUGGCUAGUUAACUUCAGCUUGGCCCUGGAGCAGUGCACCCUAGCUGGGACGUUUGCUAGCUACUACUGGGCCAGAAGAAAACCUCAGGAUAUCCCACCAUGUCCACUCUUCUCAUCAUUCAGCAGGGCAAUAAGGUAUCACACAGGCUCUUUGGCAUUUGGAGCACUAAUUCUUUCAGUUUCCCAACUGGUCCGGAUCAUACUGGAAUACCUGGAGCACAAAUUGAAAGGUGUUGACAACAGCCUGUCCAGGUUCAUCAUGCUCUGUCUGAAGUGCUGUUUCUGGUGUUUGGAGAGAUUCAUACGCUACAUGAACCGUAAUGCUUAUAUCAUGGUGGCAAUCUAUGGAAAGAACUUUUGUACCUCAGCCAGAGAGGCCUUCUUCCUACUGAUGAGGAAUAUGGUCAGGGUGGCAGUUCUGGACAGAGUGACAGACUUUUUGUUGUUUCUGGGCAAAGUGGUGAUAGCAGGAGGAGUGGGUGUGAUUGCAUUCUGUUUCUUCACUCAGAAGAUCCCUGUAAUCCAGGAGGAGGUGCCCGAUCUCAACUACUACUGGGUCCCCCUGCUGACAGUCGUGAUAGGAGCCUACCUGAUUGCUAAUGGAUUCUUCAACGUCUAUGCCAUGUGUGUUGACACGCUCUUCCUCUGCUUCUGUGAUGACUUGGAGAGGCAUGAUGGGAGUUCAGAAAAACCUUUCCUCAUGUCCCCAGAGCUGCACAGAAUUCUGGGAAAAUCCAGUCAGUCGUGUUAAAACUCAUCCUCCCAUCCACUGCAUCAGGAGCCAAUAUGGUCAGUCUUUAUCAGUCCUACACCUACAAAGUCUAACUGCAGUAACUACGCAAAAGGUAAAACUGAGAAAAACUGCUUUAAAGUUUUUUUAACUGGCCAGCCAAAUGGGUUAUAGGUAGAUAAGUGAUAUGACACUUAUUUCUACAUGUAUUGAUGAUAUCAUUUUAUGCUCAAAAUCAUGUUAAUUUAUUUGACCUUUGACCCCAAAAACAUAGUUACUGCAU